AUGUUUUGGCUCAAAGGCCUAACAAAGGGGUCUGUUUCUCCGCACCACUCACCGCAGACUGGCUGGGAGAGGGCGGAGGACUUCGAGAGGUCAGUCUGCAACGUGAGGUACAGUCGCAGGCCCCUGCUCCGGGGGCCUGCCAACCUGUCGGGCGCCAUUCCCACUACACAAGACGGCAAAUUCAUCCCCGAGCCCAUUAGUCCAAUGGCCGGGCAAUCCUUGGAGGUGCCGGAUGGCAUGGAAGACCCAGGUUCCCCCGUGUCUCAGUCUGGGGGCAUUCCGACCUCGAAAUCACAGCGGAGCAUCAUAGCAGGCGCUAGUGAAAGAGAUGACCGAACGGACGUUCACGGGAAUAAGAUCACAAAGGGAUCAAAAACAUAUAGGUGCAGCUUUAGAGACGAAGUCGAGCAAGAGCCGAUCCACGACAUCAAAGAAGUCCAGUCCUUCAAACAGCCCGGGCUAGGCCAGCAACUUCAAGACAGUGACAAUAAG
This is a messenger RNA of Symbiodinium sp. CCMP2456, 492 nucleotides long. The record is from the annotation of a GenBank genome assembly. Lineage: Eukaryota; Dinophyceae; Suessiales; Symbiodiniaceae.